Messenger RNA from Acyrthosiphon pisum (pea aphid), 1593 nucleotides. Its product is annotated as protein Mdm4. Gene Ontology annotation, molecular function: ubiquitin protein ligase activity. Lineage: Eukaryota; Metazoa; Arthropoda; Insecta; Hemiptera; Aphididae. The transcript is spliced from 5 exons. The record is from RefSeq and is a predicted model, not a curated record. Gene Ontology annotation, biological process: regulation of gene expression; negative regulation of apoptotic process; cell cycle. Bases 571 to 1467 code for a protein of 298 amino acids.
UAAAAUAAUUUAAUAAUUUUCGUGGUAAAAAAGACAUUUUUAAAUGCAUUUUAUUUCGUAAUUUUAGAUAUUUGUAUGUGAUUUUGUUGAUCAGGUUUUCAGGUCCUAGUCAUAAGAUUAGCCUAAUAGAUAGAAUACUUCACCAGUUUUUUCUUUGAAAUUUCGCCCAUGGUGACUGGACCGAGUGUUUUAUUAUGAGCAGCAAAAUUGUUACCUUCAUAUUAUGUUUUCAGUUUAAUUGAUAUAAUUAGUUAUAUGGAAUAAUAGGGGUAAAAGUUAUGUUGAAUUAAAUUAAGAAAGUUUAUUGUCUAAUGUAUGUAAAAUAUUUUUGAUUGAGAUGAAAUUAUCUUAGUGACAUACAGUUGGAAUUUAAGAGAGAUCAGCUAAUAUAUAUCAUCAGAUUGUUUUCAUAUAAUUUGAAAGUUAAUCAAUUAAAUUAUUUCUUCAAAUGUUUAUGUACCUACAAAAAAGAUUUUAAGUUAUAUUUUAAAGUAUAACCCUUUAGUAGUGUAUUUCUUGUGAUCUGCAGAACACUCAAGUAAUUUUCUUGAAUUCAAAUUAAUUUCAGAUAUGCCUCCCCAAACACUAAAAAGACCUACAGAAGAUGUGAGUUAUAGUAAUGAUGAGGACGAGUAUGACACAUGGGUAAACAAAAAAAAGUCAAGAUAUUUAUAUACAUAUAAAUUAAAAUCACAAUCACCUGAUUUAUUUCAAAAUGAAUCUGAAAGUAUUCAUAGUACCCAAUCCAAAGCUACAAUCGAGGUAACAGAUCUUCUCGAUUUUUCAUCUGUAACAAGUUGUCAAAGUGACUGUGAUUGUGACGAUUCUAGUCAAAGUGACUGUGAUUGUGACGAUUCUAGUCAAAGUGAUUGCGAUAGUUCAAGUCAAUCAGAUCUAUCAGAAUGUGAGGUAGUUACAACAAAGAAUAUCUUCCUUGACACUGAAAAGGGUUACAUUUUUGAUACAGAUUUACAAAUAUUCAUUUCAGAGACAAAUUUCAAAUCUCAAGUAGUUUUUGAAAAAUGCUGUCAAUGCCAAAAACCAAAUUCCAACCAUAAUUUUCAAUACUGUAAUCAGUGUUUUAAAUAUCGGAUGCAAUUAUUCGAGAGUACAUCAAAUCCGAAACCAAAGAGUAUCAAACGUUUGUACAACAUGGCCAACCGUGCAGAAGAAAAUUAUUUGCCUAAAGAUUGUCAAUCAUCUUCCACCUCAAAUUCCCAAGAGUCCUUAAAUUCACUAGGAAUAUCUGGCCUAUGUUUAUCCCAAGAUACGUCUAAUAUAUUUGAAAAUGCUACAGACAAUUGUAACAUAUGUUUUUUAAAGCCAAAAAAUGGAAUUUUUAACCAUGGCAAAACGGCGCAUGUGUAUUGUUGCUACACAUGUGCCAAACAUAUAUGGAGUAGAUCGGGUAAAUGUCCUAUUUGUAAUUUAAAAAUUAGAUAUGUUACAAAAGCUGUUCGUGCUUGAUAAUAUUAUUUUAAUUUCAUAAAAUCACAUAUCUAUGUAUAUUCUUAUACCUAUGUAAAAUGUAAAAUGUGCAUAUUAUAUAAUAUAAUAUAUUUUAUACUUUUAAUAAAUGCUAUAUUAUAUACA